AUGGCUACUGGAGGCGGUGACAUCUCUUUCGAAGACGAAGAAUCCAGUGAAGCAAUGGCGCAGGAGCUCUCCCGCAAGAGGCGCCGCCGCCGCUGCUGCUUCCGCAUUCCUUGCUUCCGAAGCGCAAAGCGAUCGCCAGUCGUCGGACAGGUCGCGCGGACUGCGGAGAGCGACGAGAACUGGUGGAUCAGCGCACUGAAGAAGCUCCGCGAGUGGUCGGAGAUCGUCGCGGGGCCGCGCUGGAAGACGUUCUUGCGCCAAUUUAAUCUGAGCAGGAGCGGCCGCGGCCGCGGCCGCGGCGCUGGCAAGCGGAAGGCUAGAUUUCAGUACGAUCCUCUCAGCUACUCCCUCAACUUCGACGACGGCCCGGGGCAGAACCGCGAUUUCGACGAGGAGUACGGGUCCCGUACCUUCUCGGUGAGGUUCGCGGCCAUCCCGACGUCGGCGAAGUCGUCGGCAGAUUUCGGGAAGAACGUGACGGCCCGGGCAAAUUAA
This is a messenger RNA of Diospyros lotus (date-plum), 495 nucleotides long. RefSeq lists its product as uncharacterized. Bases 1 to 495 code for a protein of 164 amino acids. The record is from RefSeq and is a predicted model, not a curated record. The transcript has a single exon. NCBI's taxonomy places the organism in Eukaryota, Viridiplantae, Streptophyta, Magnoliopsida, Ericales, Ebenaceae.